AUGGCUAUGCGCUAUCUGAAUAGCAGUACUAUGUUGAUCCCUGGGGCGGAGACCAAGAUCGAUAAUCACUUGGUGCCGGACUUCCGGGAGAUUGCAACCAGCGGAAAGAAGUCGGGAGAUGGCCGUGGCAUGGCUAUGAAGCGGAAAAAAGAUUGUAGGGCCUGGGCACCAGCGUUGCUGAGCUGA
This is a messenger RNA of Pyrenophora tritici-repentis Pt-1C-BFP, 186 nucleotides long. The record is from RefSeq and is a predicted model, not a curated record. NCBI's taxonomy places the organism in Eukaryota, Fungi, Ascomycota, Dothideomycetes, Pleosporales, Pleosporaceae.